Messenger RNA from Morchella sextelata, 435 nucleotides. RefSeq lists its product as uncharacterized. The transcript has 2 exons. The record is from RefSeq and is a predicted model, not a curated record. NCBI's taxonomy places the organism in Eukaryota, Fungi, Ascomycota, Pezizomycetes, Pezizales, Morchellaceae. Bases 1 to 435 code for a protein of 144 amino acids.
AUGGACAAAAAUACAUGUAAUGUCGUGGUGUUAGACGACCUUGAAGGUUUCAUAAAACGUUCAUAUUUUGCAUCAACCCUCGAUAUUUCCCAACGAAUAAACUCCAUCAAGCCACACGGGAUUCAAACCAUCGUCCAGCUCCUCGAAGAACGUGAAAAAUGCGUACCCAAACUACCAGCAGUAGCGGUGACAGUUCCUGGAGUUUAUCCUGAGGACGAAUGGGGAAGCAGACGUUUCUCGUUUUUGGAACUGUCCAGAGUUUCAAACGAGUUGGCCCACAUAAUGGUCUCGGAGGGGGUUGUCCCAGCCGUCUCCGAGGAUGAUAUUGUGAAAGGUCCACCCCGUGUAGCUAUAUUAUCCCAAAGCUCCAUCGAACUCCUCACGAACUUCCUGGCACUAAUCAGGAUUGGUUAUACUGUGGUAUUAAUUGCGUAA